Molecule: messenger RNA, 3551 nt
Organism: Paralichthys olivaceus (Japanese flounder)
Lineage: Eukaryota; Metazoa; Chordata; Actinopteri; Pleuronectiformes; Paralichthyidae
Gene: ntn5
Product: netrin 5
Biological process (GO): animal organ morphogenesis; tissue development
Molecular function (GO): protein binding
Source: RefSeq, a predicted model, not a curated record
CACCACGUCCCCCACCUCCGCUACCCCGCGUGUUGCCCCCUCUCGGUACACUCUCACUGCGCUCCUUCCUCUGCAGACGAGCCGGAGCUAGAUGUCCCGGACACUUGCUGCUGCUGCUGCUGCGCCUCUGGCACCGCGGGAGCAGAGGACGUUGAGGAGCAGGAGAAUCAGUGGGAGGCACAUGGCUCGAUGACAUGAUGUUCCUACCCUUUUCCCCUCCCCCCUCCACCUCUUUUUUCCCCGUUUUCCUUCUGCUCCUCCUUUUCCUCCCUCCAUCCCUUGUCUCCUCUUCCCUUUUCCACACCCCGUUGAGCUGGACUUCGCCGCAUGACCCCUGCUACCAUCUGGAUGGCCGUCCGCGUCACUGCCUGUCAGAGUUCAUCAACGCCGCCUAUGGGGUCCCGGUUAACGCCAGUCACUCACUACAAGAACCUGACUAUGACAGCAAUGUCACCACCUUGACGGAUCUCCACAACCCUCAUAACCUCACCUGCUGGAUGGCUCACAGAGGCACUGACAUCGGGGAAUGGGAGCUCACCGUUCCACUGGGCCGUCGCUUUGAGAUCACCUAUAUAAGUCUGCAGUUCUGCCACCAGGGGGAACCAUCAGAUCCCAUCUCCAUCUCCAUCCUGAAGUCAAUGGACUAUGGGCGCACCUGGAGGCCGAUGCAGCACUACUCUAGCAACUGCCUCGGAGACUUUGGGCUGCCCUCACAGACGGUGGCCCAGACCAGGCAUCAAGAAACGGAGCCUCUCUGCUCAGACCCUCGCCCCCUACAGAAGCAGAGGGGUGGCAUGGUGCUGGCCUUCUCCACCUUAGACGGGAGACCAUCCUCUCCCGAUUUUGACCACAGCCACGCCCUCCAGGAUUGGGUGACGGCCACUGACAUACGUGUCGUUUUCCAUCAAGUGUCAAAAGUUGCCAAGAUGGGCGGCUUGGACAGAGCAGACGAAUCAAAAUGGCGUGACAGUCAAGAGGAUCACAGAGAAGCUGGGCUGCUGAGGUGGAGAGCGGGCCACAAGGGCCGCGCUGAAGAUCAGGUCAACAAGCUAAACACAGAUAAUGCACUGGGAUUUUUCAACAGGGAGACAAAACACUCGAGGAACAAAGGAGAGAAAGUGGACAAAAAUGAAAGGAAGGGUCACGGUAAAGGGUCAGGUCAAGAUGAAGAUGGACACAAUGUGACCAGCAAAGAAAGGGUGGACAUUUUUGGCAUAGACACGCUUCCGUCUUCAAAGAAAGGCGGGAAAGGAAGAGGUCGCGGCAAAAAGAAAGAAAAUGACCACUGGCUUCCUUGCCCCAAUGGCGGCUGUAACUGGACAGUGGAUGGGCGGAGCAGGGGCAACAAAGGGCGGGAUCUGAGGAAGAGGAGGAACAAUAAUCUCAACAUGAGACAAAGUGCCAGGAAUCUGCAGGCGGCCAUGCCCUCUGUUUUAAUCCCUCCUGCCCACGCUCCUCUGGCCCUGUCCGACCUGCAGGUUGGAGGCAGGUGCAAAUGUAACGGACACGCCUCUCGGUGCCGCCGGGACGACGCGGGACGGGCGGUAUGCGUGUGCGAGCAUCACACAGCGGGGCCAGACUGUGAUGUGUGUGAGGAUUUCCACUUUGACAGACCAUGGCAUCGAGCGACACCCACGCACCCAAACCCCUGUGUUGCCUGUGAGUGUAAUGGUCAUUCAAACAAGUGCCGCUUCAGCAUGGAGAUAUUUCAACAGUCGGGCCGACGCAGUGGAGGGGUGUGUCAGAAGUGUCGGCACCACACGGCCGGACGCCACUGCCAGUACUGCCAGAAUGGAUAUACCCGCGACCACAGCAAGCCACUGGACCACCGCAAGGCCUGCCAACCGUGUCACUGCCAUCCUCUGGGAGCAGUGGGCCGCUGGUGCAACCAGACGUCAGGUCAGUGUCUGUGUCGAGAAGGGGUGACCGGCGCCAGGUGCAACCGCUGCACCGCAGGAUACAAACAAGGGAAGUCCCCUCUACGGCCCUGCAUACGAAUUCAAGAGGUCGCUCCGACCCCAGCGUACCAGCCUCAGUACAGCAUCGCGGAGGAGUGUGUUUCAUACUGCCAGCCGUCUCAGGUUAAAGUCAGGAUGAACUUAGAGACCUAUUGUCUCAAAGACUACGUGCUGAAGGUGCAGGUGAGAGGGAUGGAGCGUUCAGGUCCCUGGUGGCAGUUCUCCAUCUCAGUCCAAACCGUCUACCGUACGGGCUCCACCUCCCGCGUUCGCAGGGGCCCCCACUCCCUCUGGGUCCCCGACCGCGACCUCGGCUGCGGCUGCCCCGCCCUACACGUGGGUCGGACUUACCUCCUGAUUGGCGCGGAGGAAGGAGAGCGGGGCUGGGGCCCAGAGGAGAGUCGCCUGGUGGCGGACCGCUCCACUCUGGCCCUCCAGUGGCGGGAACACUGGAGCCCCAAACUCAGGGGCUUCCGGGGCCACGACAAGAGAGGGCGCUGCCCCGCAAAGUCCCCCAACAGCCAACGCAGGGAGCAAACAAAACCACAGGCUGGGUACAUCCCCCCCCACCUGCUGACUGAGAAAGACACAGACAAUGUGAACACACACUCUGUCAAAGUGGACAAGACUCAAACCUUAGCAGAGCCGCACACACACCCUCCCACAGAGAUGAGCCCGUCCCCCUUCCCGGCUCUGGUCUGCUCCACGCCACUUCCUGAGUGAGGGCUCCACCUUACCCCUUCACCUUUCCGGACUUUUUUCAGAACGACAAUUUUUCAGACUUUCUUUUUUUUUUUUUAGAAAAAGUGAAAACAGGACUUUAAAAGAAAUUGUUCACAAUCUGAUCUAAAAUGUGAAGAACCAUGUGCAUCUGUUGUGUUUUGUUUUUGGACGGUGAAGGUCAAAUUCACGAUGCAGCAGCACAAAGUGGUAAAUGGUGAAAAGUCCACAGCAAACAACAAAACAAUCAUAUUAAUUAAAAGGAUUUUAAUUCUUUCUACUAGAGAAACUCAAAAAUGAAAGGACUUUAUUCUGACAGAAAGGCUGAGCAGUAUUUUCUUCUGAAUGAGAUUGUUUGAAUCAUAUUUAAUUUUAAGAUUUCUUUAUGUAACACACACAAAACUAAAUACACACACAAGGGUAAAUAUUCUACCUCACAUUUUUUACACACAGUUGUAACCAAAGCUUAUUCAUAAAGGUGAAAUCCUGUUAUAUGAAUCAUUUUCUGCUAAGUUUUAAUAAAGAGUUUACUACAAAUAAGGCCAACACUAUAACUUUGUUUUAAAAUUUGAAAAAGAUAGAAUCUAUUGAAUUUAAACAAAGAGAAUAUUUUAAAUUGACAAUGAAACAUACAGAACUUUGACAUAGUUGAUAUUUAACAUCUAGAGAAAGUUCAGGGUACGAAAACUAUUAUUUUUAUAGCUAUAGAUAACUUACCCCAAUGCAGCCAGUCAAUAUAAAAAGAUAAGAAACCUUCUGAAUACUGCACUAAUACUUUGUGAAGUAAUAUUUCACAAAUACUAAUAUUUCAUAUGUCACGUUUAUUUUAAAUGAAUUUUCCUGUUUUUAUUUAAAAACCCUCUGUACCUGAAA